This is a messenger RNA of Lecanosticta acicola, 376 nucleotides long. The record is from the annotation of a GenBank genome assembly. Lineage: Eukaryota; Fungi; Ascomycota; Dothideomycetes; Mycosphaerellales; Mycosphaerellaceae.
AUGCCCAUUGGAAAUGACGAUAAAGGCGUCUCAGGAGCAGUCACCACCGUAACCGGCACUGUGCGUUCUCUCCCAAAUGUUUUACCACGGCAGCGUUGUCUGACAUUCACACAGCUAGGAGCAGCCGUAGGCGGAGUGUCUCGCACCGUGGGAGGCGUUGUUGGCGCAGCCGGUCGUGGCGUCGGCGACACCAUCAACAGUGAGCUGAAGAUUCUCAUGAACUGCUAUAAUAUUUUCUGACUCGUUUCUGCUAGACACGACCGGCACCAAAGCUGUUGGCGACGGCCUUCAAGGCGUCACUAACGGUGUUGAGAAUGGGACCAAGAACCUGGCUAAGGGAGUGGAAGAUGGCUCUCAGGGCAAGCGGAUGUGGUAG